This is a messenger RNA of Vigna unguiculata (cowpea), 1737 nucleotides long. RefSeq names its product amino acid transporter AVT1A-like. Gene Ontology annotation, cellular component: vacuolar membrane. Gene Ontology annotation, molecular function: L-amino acid transmembrane transporter activity. The record is from RefSeq and is a predicted model, not a curated record. Gene Ontology annotation, biological process: amino acid transmembrane transport. Lineage: Eukaryota; Viridiplantae; Streptophyta; Magnoliopsida; Fabales; Fabaceae.
UGCAUCUUCUGCGGCCGAAAACUUAUUCGUGACUCAUCGUUUCAGUUUGAGAUUGGAGAAUAGUUGCAGCAAUGGAUAGUAACGAGGGGAACAAGAAGGAGAAAGACCUUGAGCUUUUUUUUGAGGAUGUUAUAAACGACGCUGCGCAACUUGAUGUUGAAACGGCUAAGUUAGAGAGUGAGAGUAGUAGCAGUGAUGAGGAGGAGGAGGAACUUCAUCAAACGCACUCUCACUCUUUCACUUCUCUCCAAUGGCCCCAAAGUUACAAAGAGACUACAGAUUCUUAUACACUUGCAGCAACUCCACAUUUUGAAUCAAUUCUACGAGUACCAAGUAUUAUAUUGUCCAGUUUUGAAAAUCGUCCAAAGCAUAACUUGCAAAUAGAUGAAAAGACUCCUUUCCUCUCUUGUCCUGAAGUCACUACCCAAUCACCAUUGCAGAAGGAAGACGCAGCGCAAGGGCAUUUAGUAGCCGAAUUGCCCGUUAGUCGUGGCUGCAGCUUAAUUCAAACAAUUUUCAAUGCAACUAAUGUGAUGGCUGGAGUUGGCAUUCUCUCAACACCUUACACAAUGAAAGAAGCUGGUUGGAUUAGCGUGGUGUUGAUGGUUCUUUUCGCUGUCAUUUGUUGCUAUACAGCCACCCUUAUGAGAUACUGCUUUGAAAGCAGAGAAGGAAUCAAUAGCUACCCAGAUAUAGGAGAAGCUGCAUUUGGAAAAUAUGGUCGUAUUAUUGUAUCAAUCAUCUUGUACACGGAAUUAUAUUCAUGUUGUGUAGAAUUCGUGACCUUGGAAGGAGACAACCUCACUGGACUAUUUCCGGGAACAUCCUUAGAUUUGGGUGGUUGGCAUUUAGAUUCUAUGCACUUGUUUGGAAUUUUUGCUGCACUUGUUUUUAUCCCAACUGUUUUGCUGAAGGAUCUUCGUAUAAUCUCUGUACUGUCAGCUGGAGGAGUUUUUGCAACACUGUUGAUUGUUAUCUGUGUGUAUUGUGUUGGGAUGAUGGAUGGUAUUGGAUUCCAUCACAGCACAAAAUUUGUCAAGUGGAGUGGCAUUCCAUUAGCCAUUGGUAUCCACGGAUUUUGCUUUGCAGGCCAUUCAGUUUUUCCAAAUAUUUACCAAUCUAUGGCUGACAAAACACAAUUUACCAAAGCAUUAAUUGUAUGUUUUGCAUUGUCUGUUGCAAUAUAUGGAGGUGUUGCUAUCAUGGGAUUCCUCGAGUUUGGCAACGACACCUUGUCUCAAAUAACAUUAAAUUUGCCACGAAAUGCAUUUGCCUCCAAGGUUGCAAUGUGGACAACAGUAAUUAACCCAUUCACCAAAUAUGCUUUAUUGAUGACCCCAUUAGCAAGAAGUCUGGAGGAGUUGCUACCAGAUAGAUUCUCAAGAACUAAUCAGUGUUUCGUUCUUAUCAGAGUUGCACUUGUUGUAUCUACACUUUGUGCCGCUUUUCUGAUUCCCUUUUUUGGGUAUGUAAUGGCUUUAAUUGGCUCUCUCUUCAGUAUACUUGUGUCAGUGAUAUUUCCAAGUUUAUGUUUUAUGAGAAUUGUGGGGAAAAAAGCAUCGUAUACACAGGUUGCGUUGAGCGUGGUAAUUACUGCAUUUGGAGUAAUUUUUGGAGUGCUAGGAACAUAUUCAUCUGUGGUCAAUAUUGUGAACAGUUACUGAGACAUCUACUCUUCUUCACUGGAUGGUUAAACUCAAUUUUUGUGUCACAAGUAUUUCUUUUCAUUUCAUUUUA